AAUCUAAUUAUCUCGGUCCGCAUUAUCCUUAGCACAAGCAUAAGAUCCUCAACCGAAUUUAGCACAACUGGUCUCAUCAUCUUCAUCAUCUUCAUCAUCAUGGGUUCAGAAACGUUUCUAGAAGUGAUAUUGGCAAUUAUCCUGCCACCUGUUGGGGUCUUCCUCCGCUAUGGCUGUGGAGUGGAGUUCUGGAUUUGUUUGUUGCUGACACUGUUGGGAUAUAUUCCCGGAAUUAUAUAUGCGUUAUAUGUACUGGUCGGAUGAUCAAGCUUUUCUGGAGGUCAAAGAAUAAUAAUAUGGCAAGCGACAUGUGUGGUGUGGGUUAGUUUGGUUAAUGUCACUUUGACUUUGUAAUUCAGGAUCAUAAUUUAGUUUCCUUAUAAAUUUCCUUGUGUUCUCUGUUCUUGUUCUUACUUUUUUUUUUUUCUUUUUUUGUUGAAGCAAUUGCACACUGUAAUUACCUCCACUUAUGCUAAUUGACACUAAUGUAGAAAGUGGAAAGUCU
Molecule: messenger RNA, 505 nt
Organism: Prunus mume (Japanese apricot)
Lineage: Eukaryota; Viridiplantae; Streptophyta; Magnoliopsida; Rosales; Rosaceae
Product: Low temperature and salt responsive protein family
Cellular component (GO): membrane
Source: RefSeq, a predicted model, not a curated record